CAGCAUGCGGCAGCCAUCUUCACAGAGAAGAGAACAAAGAGAAAGAGCUGCAGAGUCCAGUGUCGUGGACAACUUUUAACAUCAGUUUUACCAUCAGGGCCAUGUCUGAGGCCGAAGAAACACCACAAGAGAAGCCCGCUGCGACCGAGAAAAGGGUCAUCGCAACUAAGGUCGCUGGCACUGUGAAAUGGUUCAAUGUAAAGAGCGGGUAUGGCUUCAUUAAUAGAGAUGACACCAAAGAAGACGUGUUUGUCCACCAAACUGCCGUCAUCAAGAAUAAUCCAAAGAAAUACCUUCGCAGCCUGGGGGAUGGGGAGAAAGUGGAGUUUGACGUGGUAGAAGGAGAGAAAGGCAAUGAGGCUGCCCAAGUCACUGGACCGGAGGGAGCAGCUGUGCAGGGUAGCAAGUAUGCUGCUGACCGUCGUCGGUACAGGGGAUACUAUAGAGGCCGAGGAGGACGCGGGCGUAGGCGCAUGCAGGAGGAAGGAGAAGAAGGUGAAGAAGGCCAGGGAGAGGAAGGAGAGGGGGAAGAGCAUCGCCCGCCCAGGCGCCGUCCCUUCCAUCGCCGUGGACGCGGCAGAGGACGUGGUCGUGGCUACGGUUACCGUGGAGGACGCAGAGGACCCCCUAAGGGUGAGGGAGAAGAAGGACAGGAGCAUGAAGAUGAUGGCCAUGUUGAAGGAGAAGAGGGUGAAGAGGGGCAACAACCAAGGCGUAGAUACUAUCGCCGCUACUAUGGAGACCGAGGCUACUAUAGGGGGCGUGGUCGUGGGAGAGGACGGGGACGUGGAAGAGGACGUGGCCGUGGUGGACAGAACCAGGGUGACCGAGAUCAGGGUGAAGAUCAGGGUGGCCAUGCUGAGAAUGGGGAUGGAGGACAGGAGAUCCUCAAGGAACCAUCUCACCAGGAUGGGGAGACCACUGUGUAGACAGUCCUCACCAGGCAGAGCCACCCCUCAAAGCAGCAAUAAAAGAUGGCAUUGAACAGAGCUGCUGUAGUGGAAACAUCGUAGUAGACUUGCUUGAAUUGAAAUACUUUCAAAUUGACAGGUUGUUUAUGAGGUACAUCAGUUUUUGGCCUUUUGAAUUCUGUUGAGGAUUUUUUUUCCUUAUUUGGGGGGAAUAAGAAUUUUAUUCCCAUUAUAUUUGAAGGUUGGAACUGGAAAAAAUGUUGCCUCAUAGAAAAGCUGACAAUUUUUGUUACAAUUGCAACCGUAUGAAGAAUUGAAUAGUUAUUCUAGCCCUAAAUUUCAAGAAACAUUUGGAGGGCCUUUUUCAUCAGAAAUUUGAAUUUAUUGACAAUUAUUACAAGGAAACGCCUUAACAACAUGUGACAACCGCAAGCGUUUGGAGCCCUAACAUCAUUUGGCAAAAUUACGCCAUGCAUGAGACCAAGAUAUUUGCAUGUAAAAAAAGUUGAAUUUAACAUCAAUUGGUCUUUACUUUUGUUUUUAUAUUUUUUGAUAUGUUCGUUAAAAAGAUUCUGUUUAGAAUCUGUAUUCAAAGUAUUACUUAAAAAAAAAAAUGAAAAACUGUUUACAAUAUAGAAAACCUCUGUUGUAAGCAUUGUUGGUAUGGUGUCACCUUGAAUGACAAUGCUUUAAAUCUUUGUCAGCAGUCCAACCUUUAUUUGUAGAAAAUCUUUUAUUUGCAUAUUAUUAUCAAUGAUUUUUUUCUUACCGAAAAAGGAUGGAUGGAAGACGAAAAUGUAAUAUGCUUGAAAAGUUAGUUUGUGUAAAGAUUUAUGAUGGCAACAUCUGGCUAUGAAAAUGUGAGCAAUAAACUAUUGCACACCA
Lingula anatina is the source of this 1796-nucleotide messenger RNA. RefSeq lists its product as uncharacterized. NCBI's taxonomy places the organism in Eukaryota, Metazoa, Brachiopoda, Lingulata, Lingulida, Lingulidae. Gene Ontology annotation, molecular function: nucleic acid binding. The record is from RefSeq and is a predicted model, not a curated record.